This is a messenger RNA of Micropterus salmoides (largemouth bass), 339 nucleotides long. RefSeq names its product integumentary mucin C.1-like. The record is from RefSeq and is a predicted model, not a curated record. Lineage: Eukaryota; Metazoa; Chordata; Actinopteri; Centrarchiformes; Centrarchidae. The annotation marks the transcript as partial. The transcript is spliced from 4 exons.
ACACUUGCUGCGUCAACGACACCUACACUGACAACUGCAGCAACAACUACAUCUGCUGUAACAACUGAAUCAAAUACAGCAACUGCUCCGACAACAACAUCUGCUGCAACAGCAGCAACAACCAGUGCCUUAACAACAGCUUCUUUGACAACAACUGCAUCACCAACACCUGCUCAGACCACAACUGCAAGUACAGCAACUGCUUCGACAACAACAUCUGCUGCAACAACUAUAUCAAGUACAACACCUGCUUUGACAACAUCUGCAGCAACAAAUCAAAUACAGCAACUGCUCCGACAACAACAUCUGCUGCAACAGCAGCAACAACCAGUGCCUUAA